AACCGCCACCCUACACGGCUUCCCGCGGCGGAACAGAAAGAAGCGGUAAAGUCUUGUUAACUGCGGCUGCGGCAUAGCCAACCGCCCUCGCGGGCGGCGGCGUACGUACCCCAGGUCCGUCUAUCGAUCCUUCUCGACGUUACCAUCCUCCUCACCGCCCAGGCACCCACCCCCACGUUUACAGCCGGCAUUCACCGUCCGACACAAUACCAGAACAACAUUAACAACACUCCACAGCGCUCGUAACUCUUGACGCCCGCGUUAACUAAACAAAGCCACACCGGAGCAACACAACUAAACUGCAGCGGGAUGAAUGCCGGCAUUGUGGCGGGCAAUAAUGCUAACACAGCCAGCAGCCCGGCAAUAUCCGGCUGCAGGCAACUAGGGCAUUUCCUGUACAUCCACAUCGUAUAAUAUUCCAAAUGACAAGUCCCGUAUAUCGCUGUCUGCGCCGGUUAUAACGGCACCCGUUCGUUGGCUGUACGUGGCCGGAUACAGCGCACAUCAGCUGAUGUCUCUCCGGGAAUUGCUGUGCUCCCCUUUCGCGCACAUCACGCACACUGUACACCGUAGUAAAAUUGUUAACUUGUACGUACCGGUGCAGUAAAUCCGUCCCGCGAGCGCUGCGCUCGUUGCUGCUGCCGGCGGGAUGGAUGGGAUAGAUAUGGGCUGGAAUGCCGUUUAAGAGCGGCAAAUUGCCGGCUAACGUCCGCGCAGCCGUUGGCUGUACUUAAGCGCGUUGCACGCCGGCUGUACAGUGUACAUACAGGAUACAACGAGUACCAUUUGGCCGUACAAAUAUUCCACGCAACGUACAAAUACGCCGAGUGAUUUUUGUAUAAUGGUAUCGGAGCAGAAAACGAGACGGAGGAAGGGAAGGCAACGGGAUGAUGAUGAUCAUCAGCCAUCACCGCCAGUUGACAUUUAUGCAGGCCCGCGUUAACAACUCCAAUAUUCAUCGGCCGUAAUCUGCGCUGUAUCACUGCGCUACACCGGCUCAUCUUCUCCAUUCAACACACGUCCCUAAUUACAUGUAUUUUCCCGGACAACAUUUCCGCGGGAUGAGCGCAUAUCUAUCUGUGUAUUAGCGCUGACGCUAACCCAUCAUUUCUCCGUUUUUGCUGCUGUAUAAUUGUAUCAAUAUUUUAUAACGGCGCGUGGGAAUGCCAGCAGCCUGCAUAAUGCAGUGACCGGCAAGUGCUUCCCUGCUCACCGGCAACUCUAUCCCAGUCCACUUCCGGUCAAAUUUCUGGAUGUGCCGUCGGGCGUGAUCGUUGGAUGUUAGCGUGAACGUUAGUGGAAGGCAUCCGUAAUUCAAUUGCCGCCUGACUGAACUGCGCUGUGCCGUUCACUCCAUCAGGAUUCGACUGCGCAGCGUAUAUCGGUUUAACCCACAUUUUGCCGGCCAGCUGCAGCGCGCGUCCCGGAUCGGCCACUGGAUUUCUGAGUCGACCAACCACUUGUUCUUCGGCGCCGACGAGGCCGUCUCCGAGCCACCGGAAAUGCUCAACAUUCGCACACCGAGGGCGCGCAGUGAGCCGUCGCCGCGGCCGAUGCUGCGCAACCGGCAGACGUCGGUGGCCGGCGAGUCGCAGCAGACCAACGGCUACGGCAGCCAGAGCACCGUCGGCUCCAACAGCGCCGCCGGCAGCGCCCUCCCCGCGGGCCGCGGCUCCUCGGCGGCCGCCAGCCGCGAGCGCAGCGCCGAGGAUGUCGGCGAGAUCCACUUCUCCAUGAAGUACGAUUUCCAGCAGAACACCUUCGUCGUCCGCGUCAUAGAGGCCAAACGCUUGCCGGCCAAAGACUUCUCCGGAUUCUCAGAUCCGUACUGCGUGGUAUCGUUGUUGCCGAAAGACAAGUACAAACUGCAGACGAAGAUAAAGAAGCGCACCCUGAAUCCGCGCUGGAACGAGUCCUUUCUCUUUGAAGACUUCCCGAUCGAGAAGCUGAAGACGCGGACGCUGCACCUGCACGUCUUCGACUACGACCGCUUCAGCCGCGACGACCCCAUCGGCGAGCUCUUCAUCCCGCUGCAGGACCUGGACUUCACGCAGAACUACGACGUCUGGAAGCCCCUCCUCCCGCCCAAAUCCGAGACCAAAAACAAGUACGGCGAGAUCCUGCUGUCGCUCAAGUACAACGUCACCGCCGGCGAGCUCGGCGUCAACGUCAUCAAGUGCAAGGAGCUGCGCAUACAGGACAUCGCCACGCACUCCAGCGAUCCGUACGUGAAGAUCUGGCUGAUGUUCGGCGGGAAGAAGAUGGAGAAGAAGAAGACGCAGAUCCACAUGCGGGAUUUAAACCCGGUCUUCAACGAGUCUUUCACCUUCAGCGUGCCCAUGGACAAGAUCCGCGAGGCCGCCCUCCUCGUCACCGUCAUGGACUACGACAAGAUCGGGCGCAACGACCUGAUCGGGCGCGUCACCCUGAGCAGCCGCAGCGACCCGGCCUCGGUGGCCCACUGGAACGCCAUGCUGCAGUACCCCAAGGAGGCCGUCUCGCAGUGGCACGUCCUCAAGGACGAGAUAUGAUCUACGCUUGCUCGUCGUCGGACGCCGUGCAGUGAUGGCCGGCAGACGGGAAAUGCCGGGCACUCGUUGACGUUGAUUUGGCACUGGCCACCGCUCAACCUCCGAUGCAUCGAUCCAGCCGCUUCACAGAUUCUCUAGUAUACAUAUAAUGCCGUCGAAUUCCUAAUUAACGUUGUCCUGCAAGCACAAAGCACGAUGCCGAAUGCCGAUCGACUGGCCGAUGCACGCCAAACUGCACCAAAUAUCUAACGCAGCUUACAAUUGUUAAGACGUAUAACUUUGUACAGGGAAGCAAAGAUGUGCUGCACACCGGCGCUGCCGGUUGCAGUUGGGUGGGUGCCAGCAUAAUGCAGAUUGUCUGGUAUUUUUCCACGGCACAGUAUUCUAUUCUAUGGACGAUUUUUCUGGCUGAUUAUUAACACGUCAACGUAUCGCCGGCCUUGUGUGUAGCCCAGCAAGCGGGAUUAUAAACUGCUGUUUAUUACAAG
This is a messenger RNA of Paramacrobiotus metropolitanus, 3019 nucleotides long. Its product is annotated as synaptotagmin-7-like. The record is from RefSeq and is a predicted model, not a curated record. Gene Ontology annotation, biological process: calcium-ion regulated exocytosis; regulation of dopamine secretion; regulation of calcium ion-dependent exocytosis. Bases 1503 to 2531 code for a protein of 342 amino acids. Gene Ontology annotation, cellular component: axon; membrane; synapse. Lineage: Eukaryota; Metazoa; Tardigrada; Eutardigrada; Parachela; Macrobiotidae. The transcript is spliced from 10 exons. Gene Ontology annotation, molecular function: phosphatidylserine binding; SNARE binding; calcium ion binding.